GUGCGCAGGCGCUUGCCCCGCUGAUGACGUGUAGCUUUGGUCCGCUCAAUCCUUCUGGCCGUCCGCAUCAUCCAGCCUGGCGUUGGAGGGCUUAGGAGUAGUGUGUGUCGCGUGCAGGGUUUUUUCAGCUCACUAGUAUGGGCAUCCAAGGAUUAAUGAGCUAUGUGAUGGAACAUCAAGAGUUCUUUGUUGACCUACAGUUGAGGAACACAGAUGUAGUAAUUGAUGGCAAUAACCUGUACCACCGUCUUUACUUUGACUCAGAUCUGGACAUGAGGCAUGGUGGGGAUUAUAAUUCUUUUACGGAUAUUAUAUGUAAGUUUUUUGAAGCAUUAAUUUUGUGCAACAUACAGCCUUAUGUUGUGCUAGAUGGAGGGUGUGAUGCAUCUGACAAAAAGCUGAUAACUAUAAAGGAAAGAGCUCGAGAGAAGAUUCAAGCAGCUCAUUCUCUCUCAUGUGGUGGUAGAGGAAGCGUAUUGCCUUUGCUUGUCAGAGAGGUCUUUAAGCAGAUCUUGACUAAAUUACAAGUCCCUUUUGUCCAGUCUUUUUCAGAAGCAGACCGGGACAUUGUGUCAUUAGCCAAUCACUUGAAUUGUCCUGUAUUAACUUUAGAUAGUGACUUCUGCAUUUUUGACCUCAAAGCAGGCUAUUGUCCUCUGAAUUAUUUUCAAUGGCGAAACCUUUGCACGUGCAAAGACUCAAAAGACUGCUACAUCCCAGCAAGGUGCUUCUCAUUAGAAAGAUUUUGUAAGCAUUUCAGCAAUAUGAACAAAAGUCUCCUACCUCUUUUUGCAGUGAUGAAUGGCAAUGAUUACAUUAAUCUUCCAGCUAUAGAAAAGUUCUUUAGCAAAGUACACCUUCCCAUUGGAAGCUCCCAGCAGAAGGGUCGAAAGCACACUCGUAUUCAGGGACUGCUGAACUGGCUAUCUCGUUUUGCUGAUCCUGCUGAGGCUGUAGAAAAUGUACUGACAUAUCUUAAAAAGCAUGAGAAAGAGGAAACACGACAAUUUCUGUCUACUUUUAUGGAGGAAUAUGAACCAUCCAGUGUCAAUCUCAAAGAUUUUUUUCAGCAUGGAAUUUAUGAAGCUGAGGAAGCAAAGAAAUUAGAAUUACCUCAAUGGAUUCUUACUGCUUUAGCUAAAGGCCUUCUAGCACCAUUCAUCAGUGAUGCACUGGUAUUAAGAAGAACAAUCCUUCAUGCUCAGGUGGAAAAUAUGCAAAGGCCUAGUGCCCACUCUACAGCACUGCCAAUUCGACAAGUUAUCUACAGGCUACUUCUGAAUGUUUCACAGCAUUCACUCAGCACAUCCCCAGGCAAGCAACCCACUCGAUCUGCUCCUGUUUUCCAUGAAUUUGACAGAAUCCAAAAAGCACUCAAGAAAUCACUUGUUCAGGUAGCAGCAUUGUCUGAAAAAUGUUGUGACCAAUAUUCUCUGGCUACGUUAAAUGAGGUUUCCAUGUCAGACCGGCAGCUAUUUUUCUUGGAGACAUUAGGAGUGACAGCUAGUAUGCUUGAACCCAUUCCUUGCCUACUGAAGCUCCCUAUGGCUGUAACCUGUUACUGGGCACAGCAUUCAGAACCAAAAAUAAAGUUACCACACAUGAAAGCUUUACUACUUGGAGUGGUAUUUGGUGAAUUAGACAAGAUACUGCAUAGUUCAGAUUCCGAGGUUCCACAUCUUGAGAUCAAUAAAAUUGUGUAUGAACAGUUCUUGGAAUGGGGAAAAAAGUCUCCAAAGGAAGCAUUUGAAUUAGAUACUGCACACAUCUUCUGCCAAUGGCAGUGCUGCCUUCAAAUGGGAUUGUAUCUCAACCAGCUGCUCUGUACUCCUCUCCCUGAGCCAGAUCUGACACGACUUUACAAUGGGACCCUUGUGCAUAGACUACACCAUCAGCUUAAAUCAGGACCCACACCAGAAAAUCUGCUCAGCACAUCUCCAAGGAUGUACCAGCUUUAUUGCAACAUGGUUCAUGUAGUGAAAGAUGCAAUGCCACUAGGCUUCUUCCAGAAAAAAUCCAAAUCACAAAGGAAAAAAAACAAGCACGCUACUUAAUUAGUAGCAUGGAGAAAAGAUAAGAAUACCAGAGAAUAGGACAGAACAACCGAGCCAGAAAAUAGGCCCAACAGGCAAAAUGCAUUCCUCCGCAAGGCAAAGCAACAACCUAGAGUACAAAAAGCAGGCCAGUUGGAUAAGAAAAAUGAGGUCAGCUACAUGAAGGAUGAGAUUGAAUAUCUUCUUCCCAACAACCUACAAUGGACUUCUACAGUAACUUCUAUCUUCAGGUUGGUAUGAGAAAGCAUUCAAAGACUGAGAUGUGCUCAAGAUGUUCUCUUCUUACCAGUAGGCUAGUGGUUGACUUUGCUUGGGAAGGACCUUACUCUGAAGAAUUCAUUUACCAAAGACAGCCUACACUGAAGUAAAUUGUUUAGCCUUGAGUGACCUGAAAAAAAUGUUUGGUGUGGCCUACAUUGCCACCCUGCAAAUAUCUGUCAGAAGUGCACUGGUGGGGAAAGUGGCCAAAAUGGCUGCAUAUCACAUGGAGGAAUGGUUAAGUUGUGUGGGCCACAGGAGAUGAUGUGAAGCAUAUAGUUACAAUAUAGUCUUCAGCAUUCAGAUACUUACUGAGAUUCCCAACAGCAUCCACCAGACCUCUCUGUAUGACUGCCCCAGACAAUCCUUCUCUGUACCUUCCCCAGCUCUUGCCCAUGAUUUUCCUCCACUGCUUACCUCACCUCACCUCAGAGCUGCCAAGGCCCAAAGAUGUGACUGUAAAUGAAGGAAGUAAAAGGGGGAAAACCCAAGCAAGAACUGAGAAGGUAUACUGGGGGCGGGAGAGAGUGAGGUAACCAAGGAUGAAUAGGAGCAAAAAAGGAAAGAAUCCAGGGGAAGGUGACGGGAAAGUGGAAAGUCAGGCAAGCUGGGGCAAGAAGAUGUGCCUGCAGGUCUGAAAACAAAUGGCAAAUGUGUCCUGAGACUCAAAAAAUUUAACAAGGGUUGAUCUGAGCUUGGGAAGUGGAAUAGAAAAACAGAAAUAGUGAGUCAUUGCACCUGAAAGAUUUGAUUCUACUUAUCUAGAUUCCGAGUUUCCCCAUGCACAUCCAGCUUGUGCCACACUACCUAUGAAAGGUGUGAAGAGUUAGAGCAUAAGGAAAGCAGUGCAAGAUCCUAAGGGCAGUGAAACAAGAAGUUAAUCUUUGAUAGAGAAGAAGGUUCGAGGUGCAGAAUGCUCAUUCUCAGUCUUACACUGAGAGGUCCCUCAUUUGUAAGACUGAACCAUAUGUGAUAGGAGCCAGAGCAGGAUGGUGCAUCAUGGCUCAAACAGAGACUUUCUCAAUGUCUUGAGGACAAUAAGUAGUCUACAGGAGGGAAAUCAGUACACCUCUAGUGAGUCUAGGAGUAUUGUGGGUUGGAACAACAUUUCAGAUGGGAGUUGGAUGCCCCUUUGCACAGAUAGGAAUGUCCGCACAGAAUGAAGGUAAGUACUGGGAGGCUGACCCUUGCCAAGUUUUGCUUUCAGGAGAGUCAACAAGUCUCUGAUGCCAGCCUUUUACAAUAGAUGGGUUUUCUCUUGCACUAUCAAGAGAAGACUUUUCUAAGUGGUGCCAUAACAUGCACAGCCCAUAGACUCCAGGAGACAGAAUGGUGCUUAGAAUAGCUCUGAAGAAACAGUUGCAUUUGUAUAAUUUAGUUAGGUCUUUACAUAAGGUAUUGUGGUCAAGGUCCUGAUUUAUUUAGAACUUCUUUGAUGCAAAGGAAGAAGGCCCAUAUGAAAAAAGAUGAUGUGGAGGAGACUCUAAUAAAAUGUCACCCUGUGGACUUUUUGGAAGACUGUAUCAGAUCUUCUCCCUGCUGGAUCCCUGAGGGGUGUCCCCUCUGCAGGGGUUAGAGCACCCUACAAAACGGUCAUCACAGGAACAUCCACUAGGAACUUAUAGGUCAUCUAACAGGACAGAUUUUCAGCUACUCUGAUCCAUCCCACUUUCUAUGUUGGAGUAGACUGUUGCAUUCAGUGUUCACUAGUUUAUCAUGGUGAAGAUUUUCAGUUUAGCACAUUAUCUUCCAGGAAAACUGAUGUUCAUCUGUAAGAGGCCUCUGAGAUACAGACAAGAGGCUGUAGAUCAUUGGACUGUGAAGCUGAUUGCAAUUGGAGAGAUAAUAUUGCCUUGGAAACUAAGGGGAGAAAAAUGUAUUAAACAAUAUAUUUAAGGAAAAAUUUCAGUUUGCGCAGAAUCUGACAAUUUUCUCUCCUCACCAGAAUUGUCAUACAGAAUGCUUAGAUUGAAUGCUUACAACAUUUUUGCCUCUACUGUUCCAAAGGGUUCCCUUGAGUGAUAAGGUAGGGUGACUAGGCAAAUCUUGGUUAGACUCAUCCAAACAAUAAACACCUCUUUCUUGGCUUUGGCCUUAGUCCUGUCUGAAUUCCCUUUAUUGUUUCCCUUAGGUCUCAAAGAACAAGGCAGUGGAGAACUCAAAAGGGACCCAAACUCUAGCUCUCUUUUGGCAGACAGAUAACUGUUCCCAUUGCAACAGUUGGUUGGUAAUUUUGCAUUCCAGCCCUUUUCAUUUUGUGAUAGCAAUGAAUGUGUUGCCAUACUGCCUAGCAGCCAAUGUUCUCUGAUCAUUUCACAAAGAAAUAGAAAACAUACGUAAAUGAAUAUUUAGAAACUUUUAACACCGAAAUUUUAAAGCCACUUAAACAGCUAAAAACAAUUACAAUGAGAUAGUAGGACCUAAUUAAAAACAACUGCCAUCCAUAUCCAAUCAUAUUUCAUCAAUGCCAGGGAACAGAGAACAGUCUAACCUGGCACUGAAAAGAUGCCAGUGUUGCCUGGCACCAGGAGGACUUCAGUGGGAGAUGGUUGUUGGGGGUGGAAGUGGAACUAAUGACAAAAAAUCUCUCUCCAUUGUUGCUACUUUCCAAGCAUUCCUUACAGGGAGCACUCUGAGCAAGGCCUAGGAUGCUGACCAGUGUAUGCAAGCAGGUUCAUACCAGGAGAGGUGCUCUACCAAGUGCUGUGUUUCCAAGCUGUGUAAGUCUUAAUAGAUCAAAACCAACAUCUUGAAGAGGCCAUGAAAACAUACAGGCAGCCAGCACAAGUAGUCCAGAAUUGGUGUUCUAUUGCAGAACUUCUUGUCCCUGUAAUCAAUCUGGCUGCCACAGCUUCUGGAUAGCUACUAAAAAGUCUCUGUCGAUGCAUGGUUCUUCCUGCUUGAGAGGCUCUAGAUCAAUAUGGAAGUCAGGCUGGGUGGCAGCAUGACCAUACUGUAAACAAACUCGGACUGCAGAAGAGUGGUGAUCUGAAAUCAAUCAUGUGUGAGCAAUGUCUUUCUUUUUCAGGUUUGCAAACUUGGCUGCAGAAAAAGAAUCCAUGUUCACCAUAUCCAAGCAGAUAGAGUAUAGUGGAUAGUACAAGAAAAGGCUUCCUCCCCACCCUUUUUGACUGAAGUCAGAAAAUGAAGUCAGUCAGAUUCAGAGUUGAAAAGGAUUACUUUAGGGAUUUUAGAAUAUAGAAAAGAUGGGCUCUGAGAGUAGUAACUGUCCUGGACAAAAGCAAGGAAUAAAACUAGAAGAUCAGGACUUCCUUCAAAGAUCACAAAUUCUAUGAUACUGGCUUUCCUACAUAGUAAGAGAAGUUAAGCCACUUCAAAUGCUUCCUCUCAACAACACAAGAAACACUGCUUGUAAAGCCCGUUUCAAUAAAAGUAGUAUAAAAUGUGAUUGAUAAAAACAUGUAUUAACAGAUUUUGGUUAUUCUUACCUAAUGUUUCAACGAUCGGCAAUUUCU
Molecule: messenger RNA, 5788 nt
Organism: Varanus komodoensis (Komodo dragon)
Lineage: Eukaryota; Metazoa; Chordata; Lepidosauria; Squamata; Varanidae
Gene: ASTE1
Product: asteroid homolog 1
Exons: 6
Coding region: 138-2054 (638 amino acids)
Source: RefSeq, a predicted model, not a curated record